Messenger RNA from Eucalyptus grandis, 2383 nucleotides. Its product is annotated as calmodulin-binding protein 60 A. NCBI's taxonomy places the organism in Eukaryota, Viridiplantae, Streptophyta, Magnoliopsida, Myrtales, Myrtaceae. Gene Ontology annotation, biological process: regulation of salicylic acid biosynthetic process. Gene Ontology annotation, cellular component: nucleus. The coding region runs from base 351 to 2057 and encodes 568 amino acids. The record is from RefSeq and is a predicted model, not a curated record. The transcript has 7 exons. Gene Ontology annotation, molecular function: sequence-specific DNA binding; calmodulin binding; DNA-binding transcription factor activity.
GGCCCGCCGAGUCACUGCUCCUUUUGCGAAUCCGUGCAUGGUACGGAAGGCUCCUCUGUUCCCCCUGCUACGAAGCAUCCCGCGCCCGGCCAAGCUCAGAUUACGGCUUUGCAGCGGUAGAAGGAGAAGAGGACACGGGCCCGCUGUUUUUUCCGUGUUUUGGAGCGUACCCAAUAAUUGCCAUUGAUUGAAUUCUGUAUAUAUAGGCCCCAAGUUUGCAUCUUUUUCCCCAUUAGUAUUUGCUCUGCUUUGUCUCCUGCGCGCUUGCGCCUUAUGUUGGGCUCUUUAGAUGAUUUCUGUAAGCGAGACUGUGAGCUAUCGCGGGUUUCUCGAACUGGGGUUUCUCGAUCAUGUCGCAGAAGAGGCAGCAAGAGGAUGGCAAGGCUCGAUCAGAUGGGAGUUUUCCCGAUGAUAAGCGGAGACGAAUACCCACCUUGAAGAAUGUGGUUCUUGAAGUGAUGAAGAUGCAACCUGUUCAGCAUCUGCUGGAGCCAAUUCUAGAGCCUUUAAUUCGAAAAGUGGUUAAAGAGGAAGUUGAUAUUGCCUUGAAAAAGUACAUGAAUUCCAUGAAAAGGAGUUAUGAGAAAGAGGUACAUCAUUUUGAAACAAGAAGCUUACAAUUGCAGUUUAUGAGCAGUCUCUCUCUACCUGUCUUUACUGGUGCCAGAAUUGAGGGGGAAGAAUGUUCCGCUGUGAAAAUAGCUCUAGUUGAUGCUCUUAGUGGACAGAUCGUUGAUUCUGGGCCUGAGUCAUUGGCCAAGGUUGAAAUUGUAGUUCUGGAGGGUGACUUUGACAGCGAUGAGACCGAGAAUUGGACUGUUGAAGAAUUCAAGAACAACAUUGUCAGAGAAAGGGAAGGAAAGAAGCCUCUUCUUACAGGAGAACCAAUUCUCAAUCUUAAAGAUGGUGUCUGUUCUUUGGGCGAGAUUGCUUUCACUGAUAAUUCAAGCUGGACUAGGAGCCGUAGAUUCAGAAUAGGGGCACGAGUUAUAGAUAACUUUGAUGGGAUCAGAAUAAGGGAAGCAAGGACUGAAUCCUUCAUUGUCAGGGAUCACCGUGGAGAAUUGUACAAGAAGCACCACCCUCCCUCCUUGCUUGAUGAAGUAUGGAGAUUGGAAAAGAUCGGGAAAGAUGGAGCUUUCCACAAACGCCUCAGUCGGGAAAACAUCCAAACUGUGAAGGAUUUUCUGACACUGCUACACAUCGACCCUUCAAGGCUCAGAUAUAUUCUCGGCACUGGUAUGUCUGCUAAGAUGUGGGAAGUUACCAUAGAGCAUGCGCGUACGUGUGUGAUUGAUAAAAGGGUGUAUCUAUACUGCCCUCCCACCUCUCAGCUGAAAACUGGUGUCGUCUUCAAUCUUGUGGGAGAAGUGAUGGGAUUACUUUCAGAUUGUCAGUACGUUCCUAUUGAAAAGCUCUCUGAAGCUGAGAAGGUGGAUGCCCACGACUUGGUUAUUUCUGCCUUUCAGCACUGGGGGGAGGUAGUUUCUUUUGACGAAGAAGCAUAUCUCAUCGCUGGCUCUUCACAUGUAUCAAGUGCUCCAUGCAACUCGAGCUCUCCAAAGACCGAGGGUUCAAACACUUGCAGGUUCUUGUCCUGUGAAAGGAUAAGUGGAUUAGACUAUGCCCAACCAAAUGCAUCUUCCCCAGAUAUUAUGUCAUCCAUCUACUCCACGGUGGAUGUUAGUGGCUUAGAUGACUAUACAUUGCAUGGACUAGAGAACAUGGGUCUUAGAUACGAUCAAACCCUAAGUUUCCCCAGUCAAGUUGCCAACUCCAUGAUUUGUGAUGCGAGGUCUAUGAGCCAAGAUUUCUUUGAUGAGGAUCAUCUGCGAUUUUUCGACUCUGAUUGUCCCCUUCCAGCUCAGAGCACGAAUUUCGAAUCACAGGCUGAUCUGCAAUGUGCUGUGAGUGAGUUUCUGCUGAAGCCUUCAGCUGUUGCCAUAGCCAAUGCUCAGAAGAGAUGGAAGAAAUUAUUUAGUGUGUUGAAGUGGUUCUGGGUUAGAAAGAUUGUUGUAAUGAGAAGAACUCGUCAACGGGAAAUUCAGAGAUGGUAAAGUCUUGGUGAAUGGAGGAUUGGUCAUGUUCCCAGAUAUUGCGACGCCAGAGCUGCCCCACUAAUUUUGUUGCGCACAUUUUUUUCCCCUAAAUGUUGGAGUUUCAAAUCAAUUUUUGUGCGCACUUUUAAGUAGUGGGAAAGUCAGGUCUCUUGAUCAGCUGUACAGCUAAUGGCUGAGUGGAUAGCAUCUAUUUUCCAUAAAUCAAGAUUGCGUCUUAUAUCUGAGUAUAUUGUACGAGUAUGUAGGUAAUCGUUUAGAAGACUUGUGCAAUUUUGCUUGCAGUGGUUGAUUUCCACAGAUCUUGUAAAUGACAAGUUUCUUGA